CGUGAUGCGUCGCGCUUAUGAACAGCCCUUAGUCGUGGUAUAUUUAUUGGCCAUGUACCACACCUCCUCGGCCCUUAUUGCUUAAAUAUAUUUCGUAAUGGGAACCUGUACAUUAAAACGUGGCUUGCUGCUUUUGUGUUUAGUUCUCGCGUCCUAAUUUUGGAUAUUUCAUUAAAUUCCAUGUAUUAUUUGGGCCAGGGAGGAAGAGGCGAAGUUUUUCCAUGGGAAUGUAAAAUACACAUCCGAGAAGGUCUCUGUCACAGAUGAAAGGGGAGUUUGUAAGUCGCUCUGGAUAAGAGCGUCUGCUGAAUGACUUAAAAAAAAAUGUAAAUGAGUUGAUGCAGUGGCUCUUGCAGUGUUCAAAACAACGGAAACUCGUAAAUCUCCGACUUCAAGUGCGUUCAAGACAACCGUGAACUCGGGGGAAAAUGCGCUCCGACAGGAAAAUAAAUAGUUUUGAAUGGUUAUCCAACUCGAAAUUCUAAGCCGGAAACUCGGCCAUCUUUCUAGAGCUCCUACUUUCCGACCUAUAGAGAUCACUGAUGUCAUGACUGACCUCGUUUUUUCAAGUUCCCGUUUGUCUUCAAAGCACCAUAAGGUCCUGUCCAGUAAUGUAAAGUACUUAAGUAAAGAUACUUUAAAGUACUACUUAAGUAUUUUCGGGGGUGGGGGGGAUCUGUAAUUUAUUAUUUAUAUUUUUGACAACUUUCUUUACUUCAUUACAUUCCUAUUUCAAUUUGAAAUAAUGUAUUAUUAUUCUAAACCAAAUACUUUUAGACUAUGGGUGGUAGCUAGCUACCUCUUGAUGUCUGUUAAUUUUAUUUUAAGGGCAUCGGUAUCAGAUAAACUUCAGAUUCAGGGUAAGUCCUCCCCCAAAAUUCAAUAAUAAGUACUACUAUGUGUAUUAUACAUUUAGACUUUAUAGGAAAGCCUUAUGAAGGGAUUAUAUUAGUGAUGGGGAACUGAGGAUUUCUGAAGGCUUUCAGCGCAUUCACCAAAUUGUGCCUGAAAAAGAGUUCAUUACUCUGAGGUUUUUUAUCUGUUCACAAUGCACAUUAGUGACAUCUGUUGGUUAAAUAUCAGCAUGUGAACAUCAGAGCAGUUUUUUUAACACUGUUUUCAAUAAAACUGUGGUGCAGCGAUACGUUGUUGGCUUUAGUAGCCUAUAAUCAGGUGUAAUACCAGGUUCACAUUUUACAUCAUGCUUGCCUUUUUUUGCUCAGUGAUUUUAUGGCCCAAAUAUCCAUGUCUGUUGCAAAGUUCAUAAUGCUUCAAUAGGAGGCACAUAUUUGGCCCUCUUGCAUAGCAUGGGAUUACAUCAUCCAAGGUAUUUUAUUUAUUGAUUAAUUAACAAACCUUAAAGGGAUGAACUAACUAUUCUCCUCAUCUCAGCUAUGCAUUGCCCACUAAGAGCACAGAAGUCAUGGUCAUGCCGGAGCAAGGGACCGACCAAGAUGUAUGUAGACGCCAUCCUCAAUACCCAUGAGCGAAUUGUUCAGAUACCGACGACUUGCCUUGAAGUACCAUCCUCACACAAACAGCAAACAGGGUGCCUAUGAAAAAUUCAAUCAACUUGCCGAGGCCUAUGAUGUUUUGAGUGACCCUCGAAAAAAGGCAACCUAUGACAAGUUUGGAGAAGAGGGUCUGAAAGGAGGUAUCCCACUUCAGUCUGGGGAGACUGGAGCUUGGACAUCAAGAUACAUCUACCAUGGAAACCCAGACAAGAUAUUCAGGCAGUUUUUUGGAGGUGACAACCCAUUCGCAGACUUCCACAUGAAAGAUGGGAAUGAAGUGGCCAUUGGGUUUGGAGGCCUGCGAGGAAGAGGAGUGAAAACACAAGACUCCCCCAUUGAAAGGGACCUUUACUUGGCCUUGGAAGACCUCUUCUAUGGAUGUACCAAAAAGAUCAAAAUAUCUCGUAGGGUCAUGAAUGAAGAUGGACACACAUCCAGUAUCAAGGACAAAAUAUUGACUAUCAUUGUAAAACCAGGAUGGAAUGAAGACACUAGGAUAACAUUCCCAAAGGAGGGUGAUCAGGGACCCAACAGUAUUCCUGCAGAUAUUGUGUUCAUUGUGCGGCAGAAGAGUCAUCCCCGGUUUGCAAGGCAACACAAUGACCUGGUCUUUACAGCCCAGAUCUCUCUGGAGAAGGCUUUGACUGGAUUCGCUGUUGAAGUGAAGACACUAGAUGACAGGAUACUCAGUAUCCCCAUCAAUGACAUUGUGCAUCCAAAAUACAGCAAAGUGGUGUCUGGAGAAGGCAUGCCUCUGUCCCAGGAUCCCUCCCAGAGAGGAGAUCUCAUCAUCCAGUUCGACAUUCACUUCCCUCAAAAGCUCUCGGCGGAGAAGAAACACCUGAUCAACCAAGCUCUAGCUUUCUGAAUAAAACAGCCAUUAUAUACAGCCUAAUUGCAAAUCUCCUUCCUUGGACCCCUAUUUGAGAAUGGUGUUCUUUGCCAGUAGGUACAGGUGAGAUUGUGAAGUUAUUUGCAUAAGAGAAGCAACUUAAAAAUAUAUUUUAUUGUCAGAAGUUAGUACUUAAAAAGACACUAGAGUGAAAGGUGAGUGAAAAGUAGUUAAAAAGGAAACUACAUGGGCCACAUUUGUUGUUGAAUAAAAUUUUAAAAAGCAACAACAUCAGCACAGGGUCACCCUCUACUGCAACCAAUGGCCAGGUCUACAGAGGAGUGGUGUAGUUUUGGCGGGCAGCCAUAAUGGCACGUUUCAGCUGCUCAUAUGUAACAAACAUCACCACGUUCCAUGAGCCCAGUCGGAGGAAAGAGGGCAUGAACCUGUAGGGAGAGAAUAGAGACAACUUAGAUCCAGGCAAAAAUUCAAAUAAAUGGACCAGGUUGUUUGACAUUCAUGAAUGUUACAAAGCAAGCAGAAACACCGAAUAAACCACUGAUUGAGAAGGUGUUGCAACCCAAGCCAGGAGACUACUCCGUAGCAACUAAAACGCAUGGCUUACCCUUUGUAGAAGGCAAGGGGUCCCUCCUUGGUCACCAUGGCAAUAGCACAGUUGAGGGCGCCGCUGUACUGGCCGAGGGCAGAGUUCAUAUAUCGCGUCUUCACCACAUCCACAGGAGAGGCAAUCACAGUGGUGCAGAAUCCUGCACCAAAUGCAGAUGUGAAGUGGCAGGGGAGGUCAUCUGUUGGGUGAAUGGAAUGGGUUAAGGAGAGGCAUCACAAUACCAGAGGGAAGCAUGACAGUUAAAAGUCAGUCAUUCUGCACAAUAUGUGGCAAGGCAAUGGCUCACCAGUCAGGGGUGUGUUUCUAAUAAGUAGGUCUUUGAUUAAGUCAUAUGUAACCAGUUCAGUGCAGUUCACGAUAGCAUUGCGGACAAUGUUUGGGCCAGUACCUGCAAGGUGGGGAUGGAAAUGUUAGCAAUACUGCUGACAAAAACAUUUGACAAAGGCACAUAUGAUCCUUAUGAUAAAGCAAACAACCACCUCUCCACAGGCCACGGAUGCCCUCUUCCUUGGCAAUGGUCUUGUAGGCCUCCAUGGUGCCAUGGUAACGCCGGUUUAGCCCAGAGGAACUAGUCUGUGCCUGAAAGCGCACCUUCACCACAUCUGUGGGUUGGGCUAAUGCGACUGCCAUGGCUCCAGUGGUACAGCCCGCCAGCAGACGACUGCCAAUCCCUACAUCUGAAGAGAGAAAUGGGCAAUCAGAACAGUUUGAGUAACAUUCAAUAGAGAAUAAGUAUCAAUUUAAAAAGGUUGAGGUUGAUAUACAGUAUGUGACAUGUACUCACGGUCAGAGCCUUUGGUGUAGAAUGACUUGACAGAGUCGUAGAGGCCGAUGCGGACAGAGGCAAAGCUCAUCUGCCUCUGGAGCCCUGCCACCAGCCCGCUGUAGAGGCUCCUGGCACCCUCUGUACGCACCAUGGUGGUGAUGGUACCAAACACACCCCGAUACCGCACUGCCGUGCCAUGACCAGCUGCCGCACCUUUUCCCUCUCCCUGGAUCUGUGCGGAACGAAAGGGGCAUGGAGAGACUUAACAGACACUGGGGAGGGAGCACUGGCAGAUGUGGGAGGAGAAUCCAGCCACUAGAGUCCACAAUGCUAGGUCCAGGGCCUGCCAAUUCCUAGGGCUUAACCAUCCUGGGCCACUUAGUUGGGGGAAGGAAGUCAGGAGGGACAAAAUUGAAAGAAAUAGAAUGCACAAGUCAGUUUUAAUGUUGGAAAAAUAAAAUGAGGUGAAUACAAUUAACCAAAAAUGAAAGGGGUCAUCUUGGGUCAGUAAUGGAUUUGGGUAUCAUUUUGUGGACCAACCAAGUUCCCAAAUGUGGACCCAAGACAGUAAUAAUGAGUUAGAGACAAUAUGAUUGAUGCAGCAGCAAUCUCAAGCAUCCCUUAAUCCCUUUUAGUAUGAUGGCUCACCACGUUUGACCUGUCAAAUGAGUUCUUUUGGGUGAUUUCAUCAGAGAAACGGUGACCAGUCGUAACCAUCCUGGGUCCCCAACAGCUAAAGGGGGCAAUGCUUGGAUUCUCCAUUAAAUCAUACUACAAUAGAGGACCCCACCAGUUCAUUUCAACAAACACAUGCUCCUUAGGCUUACCUGUAGCCGGACUUUGGCUGUGUCCAAUGGAAAGGUGAAUAGGUCAGCAAUGCAGGCCGCUGUUCCAGCACCAAUAAACUUCACAGCAGCGGUUGGGGGCACAUCCGCAGGUCUGAAGCCAACCAUUUUAUCAAGAUGAAUGGAAUGUGAAGAUUUAAGAAGACUGAUGAGGUGAAGACGAGACAGGGAACUCUACCCAAUUCUGAAACAGGAGGGACAACACAAUUUUACAAUGGCAAUAUUCAUAAUUGUCACUGACAUGUUGCCAAAUCACAAUUGUAUGUUGACUCAAGUGACUAGACUAUGGGAGCCUACAGUUGACCUACUGGGCUUAAGGGGCCAAAGCACAUGCAGGAGUGGCAGCAAACUUGUUUCAACAGACCUCACUUUGUGGUCUACUCAAUUUUCGGAACAGACCUCACUUUGUGGUCUACUCAGUAGUGGUUGACAGGAAAUAACUAGUCAAAGGGAGAGCUGUACCCUGUUCACGCUAUGCUGAAGCAGGCAAUGAGCAACCCAUUUGAUCAACACCGUGCGUGCAGGGAUAAAAUGUAGCGACCGGAAAACUAAACAAUGAACUUCUAAGUAACAGGCAAGCCAAUAUUAAAAUUGUUGAAAUAUAAUACAAUUAAAAGUUGAAGACCUUCCAACUUACUGUUUAUCUAAACAAAAAAAGUAGUCAUUACAUCUGGAGAUCGGGCAAAAGAACUUGAAGUUAAACGUUAUACAGUUCCUGUAUAUUAUGACUACUUUACCGUCACUUAAGGGAACCAGGACUGUGAAAACAGAGAUCAGGAUUCUCUAAAGGCGUCUCUCUGGUCGAAAUUACUUUCAACUAUGAUUUGAUUGCCUUUUUCUUCCAUAGAAAAACGUUCAAAAACGAUGUAUCCUAAAAACAUACUACAAAUUCUGAAAAACAAGACGGCAACAGGUUAGUCAACAUCUGAUGCUAACACCAACCAGUAUACAAGAAAAAUAACACUAUCAAAGCAUAACGAGUGACAAUUUAACUUUACAUUCUCCAUCAGUAAACUUUUGACAGGCCUAUGAACAUAAAUUUGUUUACCUUAAAUAAAAUAGUAAAAAUUGGAUUAGGAAAACCGGUGAAAUCCUUUUGUGCUGAUACCUCGUGAUAACACGUGACUUCCUAGUCGAUACAGCUGUAAAAGAACAACAGCAGUUUUUUUAUAACCCAUUAAACCCUGUUACGUCAUGAGAAGGCAGCUGUGUUUGUUCUCAGCACAUGCUGGUUGGUGGAUACGAGCCAAACUGGCCCUGCCCUGUUCUCGCGUAGACCUUAUAGUUGCUUGUGAUUGGCCCAUUCAAUUGCCACACCUCUACCAUUCCACACAACUUCCAACCAAACAUGUAAUGUGUUUUAUUAUAUAAACUGGGUGGUUUAUUAUAAAUUGGGUGGUUCGAGCCCUGAAUGCUGAUUGGUUGAAAGCCAUGGUAUAUCAGACCAUAUACCAUGGGUAUGACAAAACAUGUAUUUUUA
Molecule: messenger RNA, 6065 nt
Organism: Oncorhynchus gorbuscha (pink salmon)
Lineage: Eukaryota; Metazoa; Chordata; Actinopteri; Salmoniformes; Salmonidae
Gene: dnajb13
Product: DnaJ heat shock protein family (Hsp40) member B13
Exons: 8
Coding region: 1483-2382 (299 amino acids)
Cellular component (GO): cytosol
Molecular function (GO): protein-folding chaperone binding
Source: RefSeq, a predicted model, not a curated record